Patiria miniata (bat star) is the source of this 1457-nucleotide messenger RNA. RefSeq names its product sigma non-opioid intracellular receptor 1-like. The transcript is spliced from 6 exons. Gene Ontology annotation, cellular component: endoplasmic reticulum. The record is from RefSeq and is a predicted model, not a curated record. NCBI's taxonomy places the organism in Eukaryota, Metazoa, Echinodermata, Asteroidea, Valvatida, Asterinidae. The coding region runs from base 360 to 1025 and encodes 221 amino acids.
UUCAUUGAGAGGUCAACCUUCACGCUACAAGCGACUAUAGCCCCUUCCCCUCUAAAGGCUCUCAGCAUCAUCAUGCAAGAGUAGCGGUUGGCGACAUCGGUCCAUCGUAGAAGCCUGACAUUUUAUGCCCCUCCUCCUUUUAGUACGAGUGACCGCGCCCCUUCACAAGUAAUCAAGCAGUAAACGGCCGUAGUUCAAGGAGUUUGUUCAGAGGACAGGUGAUCGGUUUUCAAUUUUCUUGGAAGAACGUUCUGUGGAAGAGUUCCAUUUAUUUUCUGGAGUUUUAUUGAGGAUCGGUCCAUUGAAGCCAGAACUGUCUCUGCACUUCAGUUAUAACGAGCGUGUGUCAAUCGUCAAUCAUGCAGUAUAAAUCUGCCGCCAAAGUCAGCUUCUCCUCCCUAGUCGUCCUGGGACUGAGCAUCCUCGCAAUCCACUACUGGAUGGAGACAAAGAGCUACCUCCUUGAUGACCAGACUCUCGCGAGAAUUUCUGAGAAAUACGUGGGGCUUCCACAUCAGGAGGCUUUCGAGAAAGUGCAUGCCGAACUGAUGGACAGAUACCCGGGCCACAUUCUCCCGCCAGAGGAGUCCGAGUGGCUGUUCGUGACCUCGGGAGGCUGGCAGGCCGCCAUGUGUAUGAUCCACGCCUCCAUCACGGAGUACAUCAUCUUCUUUGGCACAGCAGUGGACACUGUUGGGCAUUCAGGCCGCCACUGGGCCAAUAUAUCAGACACGGUCAUGACCGGGACGUUUAGACAGUGGUCUGAAGGCACAACAGUCAGCCAGGUCUUCCGCCCAGGCGAUACCAUCAUGCACGUGUGGGGCGAUGUGACUAUAGUCCAUUGGUCAGAAGGCACCUGGAUGGUGGAGUACGGCCGGGGCUUCCUUCCCACCACCUUGCCCUUCACCUUCUCAGAUACCAUCUUCAGCACCCAAGACAUAUGGAGCAUCGUCAAGAUCAUGCGCGUGUAUAUACGACUGCUGUUCCAGGAGCUGGCCUGCUAUAUAGGAGAGCUGGUAGAUUAAUAUUAAGACUUGUGCAAUCUGAUUUUUUUUUUUAAAUCGUCAGGGAGAAAAAAAUUUUGUCUUAAAUCCUCGGCCACGGACUUCAGGGAACUUGUCUAUUAAACCUUGCUCUACUGGGUUUUGAAUAUGUGCCUGUUUGAUGUUAAAAUGUCGCGUCAUUUUCAUGUUGUUUAAUUUUAAGGCCCAUGCGUAAAUGGAAAAAAAUCAAUCCUGAGCAAAAUAUAGGGCCUACACAAUACAUCGUCUAUUUGCAUAAUUUGUAAAAGAGGCGAAAAUUAAAUUUAUUCGUGAGAAAAUAAGAAUAACGUCACAUCACUGUUAUUUAUUUAGUCAAUUAGUUUAAAGCAUUUAAGGAACGGAAGUUGUCGAGCUGCCACAGUAGCCUAGUACACGUACCUAACAAGAGGAGCUAACCACCCCCCCCCCCUGAAA